Messenger RNA from Spirometra erinaceieuropaei, 1530 nucleotides. NCBI's taxonomy places the organism in Eukaryota, Metazoa, Platyhelminthes, Cestoda, Diphyllobothriidea, Diphyllobothriidae. The record is from the annotation of a GenBank genome assembly.
AUGGACAAUUUUUAUCGCCGGUUGCUACCGAACUGUGCUGAUCUCAUGUUGCCGCUCACCAACAUGCUUUCUGGUCCCAAAGGUCCCCUAGAGCUGACUGGUAAGGCACUGACUGCUUUUGAGAGAAUCAAGAAUUCCGUUGCCGAUGCCACCUUACUCACGCAUCCCGCCCCCGAAGCUCAGCUGUCUCUGAUGGUAGAUGCUUCGACCGUAGCCGUAGGUGCAGUCCUUCAACAACACCUUGCUGGUUCGACUCAACCACUUGCCUUUUUCUCCAAAAAGCUCUUACCAGCUGAGACACGCUACAGUACCUUUGGCCGUGAACUACUUGCCAUUUACCUGGCUGUGAAGCAUUUCCGGCAUUUCCUUGAAGGUCGUGACUUCACUGUUUUCACUGACCACAAACCGUUGAAUUUUUGUCUUCGUUCCCACUCCGACGAAUACAAUACGAGGGAAAUGGCCCGCCUGGACUACAUCUCCCAAUUCACCACCGACAUCCGCCAUAUUGAUGGCACGAAGAAUGAGGUGGCUGAUAUGCUUUCCAGACCCUCACUGUCUUCCCUCCAACUCUCACACGGGAUCGAUCUUUGUGUCAUGGCGGCUGACCAACAGCAAAACGGUUGUCCGGGCGACGAGUCUGUUAGUGGUCGCCUACCCAAAGACGUUCCUCUGACCACCGGCUAUGGUACCAUACUUUGUGACGUCUCAACUCCAUUUCAUCGCCCUUUCGUGCCCGCCUCGAUGCGUCGAAUUCUAUUUCAAACUCUGCGUAAACUCUCCCCCUCUAGGAUCCGAGUCUCUCGAAAGCUCCUCGCGGAAAGGUUUGUCUGGCCUGGCAUGAACAAGGACGUUAAAGCUUAGGCUCGGUUGUGUCUGAGCUGCCAGCGCAACAAAGUGCAGCGUCACAGUAAGUCCCCACCAGGCACUUUCCCCAGUCCCGACGCACGGUUCAGCCAUGUGCACCUGGAUGUCGUACGCCACUUUCCUCCAUCCAAUGGUUUCACCUACCUCCUUAGCUGUGUCGAUCGAUAUACUCGCUGGGCUGAAGUUAUUCCUUUGCCGAAUGUUCAGGCUGAAACCAUCGUGAAGGCCUUCGUCAGUCGUUGGGUCGCCAUGUUCGGUGCCCCAUCCACGGUUACGACUGAUCGUGGUGCGCAGUUUGAGUCGGCACUCUUCCAAACGCUACUCAAUUUCCUUGGCUGCAUACGCACUCGGACGACAGCCUACCACCCAGCUGCCAACGGUAUGGUGGAACGAUUUCAUCGUCAGCCAAAGACCGCCCUGCGUGCCGUAGAAGACCCAGGAAACUGGUCGGACAACCUUCCUCUUGCACUCCUCGGCAUCCGCGCAGCUCUGAAGUCGGAUCUGGGCUGUAGCACAGCUGAAUUGGUUUUCGGCACUACCCUCCGACUGCCAGGCGAGAUGAUCACCCCAACCUGCGUGGGACCAACGAGACUCCUGACAAACUUGUGCACUGUUUGCGGCAAUUUAUGCGCUCGAUUUCCCCGGUUCCACCUCGAGCUUCAAUGA